AUGGCAGACGAAGCUGCACAGCCUAAUAUUAUUGUGAUUUGGAUUUGUAUUGGUAUUGGUAUUGGUAUUUGUGUUGAACGUGGGGGAUGGAUUAAAGUUGAAGAGGCCGAGCUUUUUGGAAAGCUCCGUCCGAUUGUAGGUGAUAAUAAGGAUGGGAUGAGGAGGCUGAAGGUCUGGAAAUGGAAAUUGAUGGUUGCCUCUUUAGCGUACCUUGUUACUGAAAGCCUUGUGCGUUCGUUGCGUUUGUUUGAAUGUGCUGGGUGGAAUUGGGAGUACAAGCAAGCCAAAGCCAAUUGUCGUCGUAGUAUUUGGAGUUGGGCUAGAAACUCCUUGACUUUUCCUCGAGUUGCAACUUGGUGCGAUUGUAUGUCUUUGAAGGGUAAGGGUGAGUUUGAGUUUGAGUAUGAGGAUGGGGUUGAGUAUGGUAGAAUGGCAGAAUGGCAGAAUGGUAGGUCAGUGGCUGAUGAACAACUGCACAGUGCAGACCAACAACAAGUCAAAAGGACUUAUCGAACCAAAAGAAGAGGGGCAGAAAUAUGA
Molecule: messenger RNA, 540 nt
Organism: Botrytis sinoallii
Lineage: Eukaryota; Fungi; Ascomycota; Leotiomycetes; Helotiales; Sclerotiniaceae
Exons: 3
Coding region: 1-540 (179 amino acids)
Source: RefSeq, a predicted model, not a curated record